Trichomonas vaginalis G3 is the source of this 579-nucleotide messenger RNA. Its product is annotated as guanine deglycation, methylglyoxal removal. Lineage: Eukaryota; Parabasalia; Trichomonadida; Trichomonadidae. Gene Ontology annotation, biological process: protein deglycation, glyoxal removal; guanine deglycation, glyoxal removal. The record is from RefSeq and is a predicted model, not a curated record. Bases 1 to 579 code for a protein of 192 amino acids. Gene Ontology annotation, molecular function: protein deglycase activity. Gene Ontology annotation, cellular component: nucleus; cytosol. The transcript has a single exon.
AUGAAUAUGCCAAAGGUUAUUAUAUUAGCUGUUCCUGGCGUCGAACCGAUGGAAGUUGUGUGCCCAGUAGAUCUUCUUCGUCGAGCAGGUGUUGAUGUUAAAAUUGCUGCUGCAUGCACAAAUGAAAUACAAGUUGAAGCUUCUUUUGGUAUCAAAAUUGUUGCUGAUGUUAUGUUUGAUUCUAUCAAAAAUGAAACAUUUGAUCUUGUAAUUGCUCCUGGAGGAAUGUCAGGACCAGACAACCUUACUAAUAAUCAAGAUACCAUAGAGUUUAUCAAGCGCCAUGAUAUGGCCGGCAAACUUGUUGCUGCAAUAUGCGCAGCUUCAGGUUAUGUUCUUGCUAAAGCAUGCGGUAUCAUGAAAGGUAGAAAAGGAUGUAGAUAUCCUGGACUUGAUACUCCUAUUGAAGAAGCUGGUGGAGAGUUAACAACAGAUAUAGUUACACGUGAUGGUAACGUUAUAACAUCCCGUGGCCCAGGUACAUCAUUACAAUUCGGAAUUGCCCUCGUAGAAGCCCUGUUUUCUAAAGAAAAGGCUCAAGAAAUUGCCAAAAAUGCUAUCCUCUCCAAUACUAUAUAA